This is a messenger RNA of Lingula anatina, 3361 nucleotides long. RefSeq lists its product as uncharacterized. The record is from RefSeq and is a predicted model, not a curated record. Gene Ontology annotation, molecular function: protein binding. Gene Ontology annotation, biological process: intracellular signal transduction. Lineage: Eukaryota; Metazoa; Brachiopoda; Lingulata; Lingulida; Lingulidae.
UUCAGAUUCAGAAGUGAUGUCCAGCUGACAGAUCUCCAAACGAAGAUAGUUAGCCCGCCCCAUUUUGGAGAAAUACUUUGCAGUGUGCUGCACUGAAGAUUGAGCGCCAUGAGCCUGCAGCAGCAUUUAAACACUGCUGUAAAAACUGGCAAUGUGGCUAUGGUGGAGAGACUGAUAGUCAAAGGAGCAGAUAUUGACCAUGGGUUUGGGAUGCAAGGACCGCCUCUGUGUGCCGCCAUCAACGCCAACCAGUCCCAGGUUGUGCAGGUCCUCAUCCAAGCCAAAUGCAACUUGAAUGUCCAGGAUUAUGAUGGGGAGAGCCCUCUAUGUUUAGCCUUGAGAAAAGGCUUUGUUGACAUUGCAAAAAUGUUAAUUCAAGGAGGAUGCCGAGUGAACAGGGAGGACCCGAUCUCCUUAAAACCACCCAUUAUUAUUGCCACAGAGAAAGAACUUAUGGAUAUAGUACAGCUGUUGGUCAACACACCAGAUUGUGAUGUUAAUAAGAAGGACAAGACAGGCAGCAUGGCCCUCCAUUAUUCUGUGACUCAAAAUAGCACAGAAAUCUCCAAACUGCUCAUCUCCUCAGGGAGAUGCCGUGUGAAUAUAUGUAACCAGACUGAGGGGGAGAACCCGCUGCAUAUUGCCUGUAGGCUGGGACAUAAAGAGGCUGUAGAGCUGCUGUUGAGUACAGCAAAUGAGGGCCAUAAAAAGGAACUUCUUGAACAUCAGCAACAGCAGUUGCUUCAUUGUCAAGAAGAACCUGUACAAUCACAGCAAUCACAAAGGGAAGUACCAAAACACUCACAACAACAAAAACAGCUGCAGUUCGUAGAGACAGAAAUUGGUUCUAGUGGUUCUGGAGAUGACACCCAUGAAAUUCUUGAUGAUCGCCUCGCUAAGUUACAGCUCAGUGAUCCCUAUACAGUAUGUGACGUGAACAGGGGAACACACUUCGGAGUUUGUCCACUGCAUUUUGCCUGCAUUCACAAUCACACUGACAUUGCAAAACUGCUGAUAGGUGCAGGAUCUGAUGUCAAUGCAAAGACCACAUCCAACAAAUGUCCUCUCCAUCACGCUGUGCAAAACGAGAACUUUGACAUUGUAGACAUGCUUCUGGAAGCUGGAGCGAAUAUCAAUGAUGUGGCAUGGUAUGGGCAAGGGCCACAGUUUAGGUUCUGGAAAACCAGCUCCAUAGAAGAGAAGGGGACUCCGCUGCAUCUAGCUGUUGCCACUGAGAACCUGGCCCUGGUGAGAAAACUGCUGGAGAAGGGUGCCGACUUGUCUGUGGGUAAUCAGGAUGGCCAGAGUCCAAUCAUGCUUUCUUUGACCAAAUGUAGUGGGAAGGUAGAAAUUGCAGUAUGUUUGCUUAGUGAGGCCAUCGCCCAAGGACUGAAGGUCUCUGAUAUGAAAGACCUGCAAGGAAACACCCUAGUUCAUGCUGUAUCGCAUGUUAAAAACAACCCAGGGAAACUCUUGCAAAUCCUGGUAGAGAGUGGCUGUGACCUGGACAAACCAAAUAAUGAAGGCAUGCGUCCUAUACACUCUGCCAUAUACCAAAGUAAUUAUAAUGCUGUUAAGGCACUGCUUGACUGUGGUUGCUCUGUCAAUGCCACCAUCUGCGAGUCCUCCUUUGAGCUCCAAAGACUCAGUCCCUUACAUGUGUGUGCUAUGAAUGGACUGCUUGAAGUCGCAAAGCUUCUGAUAUCCUAUGGUGCUGAUAUUGAUGCUCAUUUUGACACCACAGAGGAAAGUGAUGACAGCGACCUUGACCUUGACAAUGACCCUGGUAUUGAGGAAGGGAAUCAUGGUGCAAACAGUGAUGACAAUGAAGGCAAAGAAACAGAAACGUGCAGCAAUCAUCAAGAUGGCUCUGCACUAACUCUUGCUCUAGAAAACAUGAACGUUGACAUUGUUAGGUUACUGGUGGAAGCAGGAAUGAACUUGAACCUUGAACGUUACCUCUUCAGUGAUGAUGCCUCAUUGGAGGAAUUGUUUGACAUCUUGAACUUCGACCUUGAAUUAAAGAUGUGGAUUUUAGAGCAUCUUUACAAUCCUCUGCCUUUAAGCAUCUUGUGCAGGCGCACAAUAAGGUCACAUUUCACUCACCAUUGUCUCAGGUUUCAAACAGAAUCAUUACCGCUGCCACAGAAAUUGAAAUGUUAUUUGAGGAUUUUUCCUUUGAAACGAAAUGAUGAAACUUCUGGAAUUUAGUUUAGAUUUACUUUCAUUGUAUACAUGGCUUUGGAUUGUUUUAAGCAGAUUGUUACGAUACAGACACUGGCUUACUAGAUAUUUGCCUCUUUUUGUGGUAGUGAUGUGAAAAAAUGUUUAAAGGUUGGAACAUUUCUACAUUCUCAUAGAAGAACAUAAUUAUAAAGGCAGCAUCAGUUACAAAACUGAAAAACAUCGAAAACUGAUUCCAGGAUAUUUACUGUAUAUUCUGUUGCAUUUUAUCUAAAAAAUGUUACACAAAGAUUGUAGCUUCCAGAUCACUUCUGAACAGUUCAAUACCUAAAUGUCUAUAAUACUAUAGACUAUAAUAGUAUUUAUUUUUAAAGUUGUAACUUUUAAAAUACUUUUUUUAUAUGAAGUUAAAAACUUCCAAAUGAUGAGUAUCUUUAGAUUAAGUGAAGGUGUACUUUUAGAAGUGAAGGUGCAUGUUGCCAAAAAAUUACAAAAAUAUGCAUAUACAAAAUUUUAAAGAUGAGAUACAAUCUUGGUAUAUGAUAUGAAAGAGUAAAAAAUACUGUGGAAUAGCCUUUUUCUUACUUCAAAGUUUGUUAAGUGCAAGCUUAUUUUUUAUUGCUAUUUGUUAUAUCCGCAUGUUACUGAAACCUCGUGAAAUCUUCCAUAUAUUUCAAUGAAUUUUGAAUUUUUAACUUUUUUGUAAACUGAAUAUUUCAUAACAUAAGAGUGCUGAUGUACAGUUUUAUUGUAUAAGAAACGAAGAAUGUUGAGCAGAAAUGUUCAUUAGCUUGGUAGUAAGAUUGUUGUAUGUUGGUAUAUAAUGUUACAUGUUGAAGACUUGGUGUUCUAGUUGAAUUUUCAUUGGUUUACAUGAUAACAUAGGUGCAUACCAUUUUACAUUGUUUGCUGUUACUAUAUUUAUGUAUGUUGAAGAAGUUUAUCUCAAAUAAAAUGUUUGAAAAGUUUUUAAAAUGCAAUUCUGUUCACAUUCACCGGGAUAAAUAUCUUGGUUAGAAUUACCAGUCUAUCAUUCUAUGAGGUCUAUUUUGAAUUAUUUCUGUAGAAGUUGCCUUUAAUACAUCCACUGAAGAUGGACUACAAUUGUUCUAUAAGUUAUUGACCUUCACAUCUAAAGCCAUUUAAAUAUGGUUUUGAAUUUCAAUGUAUCUUUUCA